UCAGUCAGUGGAGACUCCAGUAAGUCUUAUCCCAUGAAUUUCACUGGGAACCUGAAAAACAAAAACUGCACCACAAUGUUUUAUAAUUUAAGCAAAAGCCACAAUGAGAAAUAUUACUUCAGAGUAGAGAACAGUGGUUUUAAGGGCACAGCUGUUUGUGACUCUCUUCAAAUAAAAGUCAGAGACUCUCCCUGGAGCCCCACAAUAGAAGUCUCUGGUAAACAGACAGAGACAGAGGUGGUGACUAUAACCUGCUCAGCUGUCACUCCCUGUCCACACGCCCCUCCUCAGCUCACAUGGGACCUCCACCAAGGCACUGCCCACAUCACAGAGACCAACGGGACAUUUACCACUAAAAUCACACAGAACAUCACUCUGACAGACGCCCAUGAUGGACUAAUGAUAAAGUGUAAUGCAGCGUAUCCUGUGAGUGGAGGAUUUAAAAUGGCCGACAGUAAAGUGACUCUCAGUGUCUCAUAUGGUCCUAAAAACAGCUCAGUGGAGGUCAGUCCGUCCGGUUCACUGUCAGCAGGUCAGUCAGUGACGCUGAGCUGCUCCAGCAGAGCCAAGCCUCCUGUCCACCACUUCACCUGGUUCAGACACAGCUCACAGGGACCAGCCAAUGUCAGCCAGGGACACACGUACAGCUUCAACCUCACUGAAGAGGGACAGUACUAUUGUGUGGCCUCAAAUACACUUGGAAAUGGGACGUCUCCAGACAUUCACCUGAGGAUAAAUGACCCAGCUGGUUUCCCGUGGUAUGCCAUUCUCAGUGCAGGAAGAGGAAGAACAUUAUGUUCAUUUUUGGAUUAUAAAAUCAAGAUUAUGGACCAGGGAAACCGCACAGCCGCAGGAAACAGAAGAAUCGCCUUAUGUCAAUGUUUCUCCAUCGAGACACAGAAGAGAAGAUCGAUGAAGGCUGAAGAGCAGGGCUGCAACUAA
Periophthalmus magnuspinnatus is the source of this 942-nucleotide messenger RNA. Its product is annotated as B-cell receptor CD22-like. Lineage: Eukaryota; Metazoa; Chordata; Actinopteri; Gobiiformes; Gobiidae. The coding region runs from base 34 to 942 and encodes 302 amino acids. The transcript is spliced from 6 exons. The record is from RefSeq and is a predicted model, not a curated record.